AUGAGGAAAAUGUGGUCGGCCAGCUGGGGAACGGGAUGGGUAAUGGGCCCUUCCAGAUCUGUUUCGAACGAUAGGAGCGCGAAGGUUGCAAGUUUGUUGUUUCGUUCUUCCAUCAUUGAAGUUGCACUGCGGCGAAUCUCUUCCAAAUUGAUUCCAAGGAGAUAUUUAGUAUUGGGUCUUAUCAUGUACCCUUUUUGUUUAGUGGUGCUACUGCCAGUAUUACCGUAUCAAAUAAAAGUUUGCGAUCUUGGUCAACACAAGGAAAUGGAUAGGAUAUGUGACUGGUGUGACAUCACUGCUUGGAAAGAUUUCCCAUGCCAUGUCGCCCUUCCCUCUUACUCCUCCAUAGCCGCCCAUCGCUGGCUCAUGUCCUUACAAUGCCUAGAGGCUAAUCCCGAUAUAUCCGGGCUGGGGGUGCGGAUCGCGUUUUACGCGCAGACUUUGGCGCUCGUGCUGUUGACUGGCCGCUCUCUUGAAGAGGCGCUCUCCUCCGUGUGGACCCUACUCGGCACGUCGUUCGGGCUCGCGGUCUCGGCGCUUGUUACUGCCGCCCAGGCGCAGCUGCCACUUUACCAGGCCAUCAUCGUGACGGACCUCGUCUGGCUCGCCAACUUUGCUAUUUUCAUGGCCCUCGCGGCCUACAACCGCCACCCGCGCGGCUCGCGCGUUGUGCAGUACUGCGCGAUUGCGCAGACGUAUGUCAGCAUGGGCUGUGUGCUGUACAUCUGGUCACAAGCGGACCAGCUAGACGGCGACGGGGGCCCGGACGAGGACAAGACUAUAUUCGUGGUCAUGUUCGCCAGCGUCAACGCGACCGGCCACGGCCGCACGAUUGCAUUGACCAUCACGAGCCUUUUGCUGGCUGCAUACUCGGUCGUCGCGGGGCUCUUCCUGUGGAAGCGUGUCCCGCCCCUUGUUGCACAGAGCCUCCAAGCCCGCAGAGCUAAACCCAAACCCAGCCCCAAACGCCCCGACCCACUGUCUCUGUCGCUGCCGCUCACUUCAUCUGUGUCAGCCGCCCCCUCUUCAGCGGCGAGUAAUGCCUCCACUUUCCCCCCUCCUUCCCGCCAUCGCCCACGCGCAGUGUCCACGACCACCGCCCCGCCCUCGCUCCCCUUCGACCCCCACCUGCUCAUCCUCACCGUCCUGUUCCUCCCCCCGUACCUCGUCACGCUCAUCUGCACCGAGCUCCAGAUCGUACGCAACGAUAUCUGCCCCGCGAGCAACAACUCGUGGGGCUUCGGCCAGGUCCUCGCGCUCUCCGUCACCAUCGUCCCGUUCGUCAUCACCUGCCAGGCCUUCUGGCGCUACGGCAUCAAGCAGCGCAAGCGGGACCGCGACCGCGAGCGCCACAAUCAUGGCCCGAUACCGAGGGUUGUUGUCGACCAAGUGCCGUCCUUUUAG
Mycena indigotica is the source of this 1404-nucleotide messenger RNA. Its product is annotated as F-box domain-containing protein. The transcript has 3 exons. Bases 1 to 1404 code for a protein of 467 amino acids. Lineage: Eukaryota; Fungi; Basidiomycota; Agaricomycetes; Agaricales; Mycenaceae. The record is from RefSeq and is a predicted model, not a curated record.